This is a messenger RNA of Striga hermonthica, 1744 nucleotides long. NCBI's taxonomy places the organism in Eukaryota, Viridiplantae, Streptophyta, Magnoliopsida, Lamiales, Orobanchaceae. The record is from the annotation of a GenBank genome assembly.
CCACACGUCUCACGGCACGACCGCGCUGACCACGGUGGUGAAAAAUCAGGAUGAGAAUGUUUCUAGCUAUGGAGAUGGAGGAGGAGUAAGGGAUUGUGCGAUGGAGAGGAUGGCGAAGCAGUUGCGCCAGUUGCACGACAAGGUUGAAGGGAGGCCAGAGAGGAGAGCUCGAGGACAUCCUUUCUCGAGAGAAAUUCUUGUGGCUCCUUUGCUAAAUAAUUUCAGGGAGACUAACUUGGUGUAUGACGGGUCAUCUGACCCGUCGAGGCAUGUGAGGACUUUUGAAAAUAUGGUUGCGUUGCAUGGAUAUUAUGAUUCUGUGUGUUGCAGGGCGUUUUUAUCGACCUUGCGUAUGAGAGCGCUUGAUUGGUUUCAUAAGUUGUCGCCUGAGUCGAUCGCGGACUUUGGGGAUUUCGCCAGUAAACUCACCAAUCAGUACUCGAGCGUGCUGGCUCAUGAGAAGACUUAUUUGACCUUGAUGGCGAUGAAGCAAGGGGAGAAUGAGUCGUUGAAGAAGUAUGUGGCUCGAUAUAAUCAAACGUGCUUGGAGGUGCACUCAGCGUCGGAUGAGAAAACGAUGAGGGAUGACAGGUGGCAAGGGAGGUCGUUGUUGUUCGAGAGACAGAGGUACCACAAUUUCACACCCUUGAGGAAAGAUAUGACAGAAGUGCUCGAGGCGAUGGAGCAGAAGAUGCCGAGAGAGGAUGUGACGUGGCCGAAGACGAGGUUUACAGGCCCGACUCGACCUAGGUCGGACAUUUAUUGUCGUUUCCAUCGGGACUAUGGCCACACCACAGAGAAUUGUAGGCGUUUGAAGGAUGAGAUUGAAAGGUUGAUUCGGGCGGGACACUUGAAGGAGUUUGUAUACCAUGAUAGGGUGAAGGGGAAAGGAAGAAGAAGAUGUCGGGAGGAUUCGAAGGAGAGAAGUGAUAGAGAUGAGGAGGGGGGCGAUAGAGAUGGUCGAGAGAAGAGAUUCAGGAGAGAUGGAGAGAAAGGAGGUCAAGGAGGCGAAACUCUCACGAAAAGAGGAACGAUUUAUAUGAUUUUAGGUGGGCCAACGAAUGGUGACUCAAAUAAUGCUAGGAAAGGACAUGCUCGAGCUAUGAAAAAAAAGAGAGAGGAGGUCGGAAUCACAGGUCACAUGCCAGUGAUAAGUUUUAAAGCGGAGGAUGCUGAAGGAGUGGUCUUACCACACAAUGAUGCUUUGGUGAUUACCGCAGAGGUUGCGGGUUUUGAUGUGAAGAGGGUGUUUAUUGAUACUGAGAGUUCGGCAGACGUGAUGUUUUAUGUCUGUUUUGUGCAGAUUAACAAAGAGCUGAGCAUGGAGCUAAAGCCAGUGGCCACGACCCUGUACGGUUUUAAUAGAGGCGAAGUAAUGCCGAUGGGCGAGAUCAGUUUGCUGGUUGCAUUGGGGUCAGGGGUCACGAGAAAGGUGCGGAUGGUAAGAUUUGUGGUCGUAGACGCAGAAUCAUCAUACAAUAUCAUUAUGGGGAGGACGAUCUUGAAUGCAUUCCAGGCGGUCGUAUCCAUGUACCACAUGACGAUCAAGUAUCCGGUGGGCGAAAACGUUGGUGAGAUCGCAGGGGAUCAGCCUACCUCGAGGAGAUUCUAUCAGACAACCGUGAGCAAUAACAAGCAAUUGGCAAGAAGGAAGGCCAAGCCGAAAGAAGAAGAAGUCGCUCAACUAGGUGGGUCGAGGUCAAACGAGGAUAGGUUGAGGAUAGAGAAGGGUAAAGAGAAGGUA